CAUGACUCAAUAUAAAUGUAUUAUCUUUACACCACUAAACUUUCACCAUACUCCUACUUAAUACCUCGAUGCAUCAUCUCCAAUUUCACACCAUUCCUACUCAUUUUCCUACUCAUACCACAAUCUGAUCACAAUUAACACACUGCGAACCAAACACAAAAAGACAUGUCUCUUCUUGCUUUCUUCCUCUUCACCCUCGUCGUCUUUUCAAGUACAAGUUGCUCAGCGGUUGGGUUCCAACAUCCGCACAGGUAUAUACAGAAAAAAACGAUGCUAGAGUUAGCCAGCAAGAUUGGUAUUAACUAUGGUAGACAAGGAAACAACCUACCAUCUCCUUACCAAUCGAUCAAUUUCAUCAAACUCAUCAAAGCCGGUCAUGUCAAGCUCUACGACGCCGAUCCAGAGAGUCUAACACUCCUCUCUCAAACCAAUCUCUACGUCACCAUAGCGGUGCCAACCCACCAGAUCACUUCCCUCAGCGCCAACCAAACUACAGCUGAAGAUUGGGUCAAAACCAAUAUCCUCCCUUACUACCCACAAACACAAAUACGAUUUGUCCUUGUUGGAAACGAAAUCCUCUCCGUCAAAGAUAGGAACAUAACCGGCAAUGUCGUACCGGCAAUGCGAAAAAUCGUGAACUCUCUCAGAGCCCAUGGGAUUCACAACAUCAAAGUCGGUACACCUUUAGCUAUGGAUUCUCUUCGAUCAACGUUUCCGCCGUCGAACUCAACAUUCCGGGGAGAUAUCGCCUUACCGUUAAUGUUGCCGUUGCUGAAGUUUCUCAACGGAACAAACUCUUACUUCUUUAUCAAUCUUCAACCUUACUUCCGUUGGUCAAGAAACCCUAAUCACACCACGUUGGAUUUCGCUCUGUUUCAAGGAAACUCAACUUAUACCGAUCCUCAUACCGGUUUGGUUUACCAUAAUCUUGUAGACCAAAUGUUGGAUUCGGUUAUCUUCGCCAUGACCAAGCUCGGUUAUCCAUACAUCCGUAUCGCAAUCUCUGAAACCGGAUGGCCUAACUCCGGCGACAUCGACGAAAUCGGAGCUAACGUUUUCAACGCCGCCACGUAUAACCGGAAUUUGAUCAAGAAGAUGACCGCAACUCCACCAAUCGGUACACCAGCUAGACCCGGUUCACCUAUACCGACAUUUGUUUUCUCCUUAUUUAACGAAAACAAGAAACCCGGUUCGGGAACACAAAGACAUUGGGGAAUCUUGCAUCCGGACGGUACACCAAUCUACGACAUUGAUUUUACCGGUCAAAAACCCUUAACCGGUUUUAACCCUCUGCCUAAACCGACGAAUAACGUUCCUUACAAGGGUCAAGUGUGGUGCGUACCGGUCGAAGGAGCCAACGAGACUGAGCUCGAGGAAGCUUUGAGGAUGGCUUGUGCCCGAAGCAACACGACGUGUGCGGCUUUGGUUCCUGGCAGAGAAUGUUACGAGCCGGUCUCUGUUUAUUGGCACGCAAGCUACGCGCUUAACUCGUACUGGGCACAGUUCCGUAGCCAAAACGUCCAAUGUUACUUCAAUGGAUUAGCUCAUGAGACCACGACUAACCCUGGAAAUGAUCGCUGCAAGUUUCCGAGCGUUACUCUGUGAGGAAGAACGCCUGAAAGAGAUUUAAGAUGAUCAAAGCUGGAUUAUUCGUAUUUACUCAUUCUAGAUUUUCUGGUUUCUGUUUCGUGUGGCCUAAUGUUGAGAAAAACAUCAAAUAACUAAUAAAUAUAUAAUAUUUUUGUUUACAAAAUGUGAAUAUUUGACACGAGAAAAUUUGCAAAGUGGAUCGUGGCCAAGUUGCUAAUUUGGGCUUUGGGUCGAAUUGUAAUUUGCAAAAUGAAGAGUCACUUCACACCUUUCGCGGUUUACAAAUUUACUGAAAUGACAUUCUCUCUUUUUGAUGGGCUUUGCACCUGAGAUGAAUAGCCCAAUAACUUGCACUAAUAAUUAUGGAGAAAAUUGGGGAAGUUCUAAAACUUCUCUAGACAAGUUAACACGAAAAUCGUAACCCAAAAUUGGUUUUCAAUUGUAAACAAUUCUCCUUAAUUUCGCAUCAGAACUUAACGAGUCUCGAUAUUUGUAAGUAUGAGAACAAAUAACCCGUAGUCAAACGGCGAUGGGGAGGGUAACCUGUAGCCAAGCUCGUGUUGCGAAACCCGCAAAACCUGCAAUACCUCCCAAACCUCCACAUCAAUGUGCAUGUAUAGUAGAACUUUCAUGGCUACUGCAGGGGCAGUGUGUGACAUGGAGACAAACAAGCUGUGUAUGUCAUUCGUGGAUAAGGGUGUUUUCUAUGGCUCUGUCCAACUGUUCAUAGGGCACACAUCGUAUAUUGGGUUUCAUAUUUUUUGUUUCAAAGUUUCCUUCUAACUCAUUGGCCUCUUUUUUUUCGCAGGGCCUUAAUGUUAUGAACGAGGCCCUUGCAGCGAGUUGUUAGAAAAUUCAGAUGUCCCUUGGAGAGCCCAUGAAGCUGGGAAGGAAAUCUUCCUUUUGAAGAGCGAGGCUGAAGCUGAGAAAAAUGUGUGCUCUGUUCGUGAGGCUAAGCUGACGAGGAAGCAUGACUCUGACAUACGUCGCGCUUUUAGGCGAGGAAGGCGAGAGGUGGACUCGAUUUGCCAGAACCGCUCGGUUCAGACCGCGACAGAGUUGGAAGAGAUGAGACGAGUUCAAACGACUUUUGGAGAUUUCCAUGAGUGCAAAGGUGCCGUCGGUGCUUUGAAGUUUAUGAAGACCACGGGGUUCAACUACGACAAAUAAUUAGCAAUGUACUAUGGUUUUCAAGGCAAGUAUGCCUACGCGGAUCCUUUUCUGCCUCAGGUUGAGGGAACCCUUCAAGAGAGGUUGUCCUGAUUGGGUUUCUCCCUAUUCUGAAGAUGUCGUGACUGGAACUCCGCAUGAGGAGGGUGAGGUCAAUCAUCCUCAGGCUACGCCUAGUGACAGCGAUCAUGGGUUUGAAAACUCGUGCUCAGAUUUUUUUAACUACUCUCAUGAAGAGUUUUGUAUUUGAAGGGAGUAUGUUCCCUGUUUAAAAUAAAUGUGUUUUGACUUUGCGAUGUACUAGCCCUUUUGGAAUUUUCCAAUAUAUUUCUGUUCUGUACC
Molecule: messenger RNA, 3102 nt
Organism: Brassica napus (rape)
Lineage: Eukaryota; Viridiplantae; Streptophyta; Magnoliopsida; Brassicales; Brassicaceae
Product: probable glucan endo-1,3-beta-glucosidase A6
Exons: 3
Coding region: 166-1605 (479 amino acids)
Biological process (GO): carbohydrate metabolic process
Cellular component (GO): plasma membrane
Molecular function (GO): hydrolase activity, hydrolyzing O-glycosyl compounds
Source: RefSeq, a predicted model, not a curated record